Molecule: messenger RNA, 459 nt
Organism: Lycium barbarum (goji berry)
Lineage: Eukaryota; Viridiplantae; Streptophyta; Magnoliopsida; Solanales; Solanaceae
Product: receptor-like protein 9DC3
Exons: 1
Coding region: 1-459 (152 amino acids)
Molecular function (GO): protein binding
Source: RefSeq, a predicted model, not a curated record
AUGGAGCUAGGGCAAUUGAAUAUGCUUGAAGCAUUAGUUCUCUCUUGGAAUCGGCUCAUUGGGAAGAUUCCACAGGAAUUGACAAGGCUAAUAUUUCUGGCGAAGUUAAACCUCUCUCAAAAUCUUCUUGUUGGACACAUUCCUCGAGGUCUACAAUUCAGCACAUUAAAAAAUGAUUCAUUUGGUGGAAACCUUGGUUUAUGUGGUCCUCCUUUAUCAAAGAAAUGUGGAAUGAGUGAUCCAUCUGAGUUGGAUGAAGAAGAAGAUUCAUAUUUUGCUAGUGGAUUUACAUGGGAAUCAGUGGUCAUAGGCUACAGUUGUGGACUUGUUGUUGGAACUAUCACGUGGAGCCUCAUGUUUAAAGCUCGUAAGCCAAAAUGGGUCGUGGAAUUUCUUGAAGGUGAUUUUCCCAAGAAAAUGAUAAGGGCGCAGAAGAGAAGGCUGAGACAGCGGACUUAA